Molecule: messenger RNA, 1647 nt
Organism: Loa loa (African eye worm)
Lineage: Eukaryota; Metazoa; Nematoda; Chromadorea; Rhabditida; Onchocercidae
Exons: 10
Coding region: 153-1604 (483 amino acids)
Biological process (GO): intracellular signal transduction
Cellular component (GO): plasma membrane
Molecular function (GO): transmembrane receptor protein tyrosine kinase adaptor activity
Source: RefSeq, a predicted model, not a curated record
CAUUCUGCGAACUAAAGAUGGUCAUCAUUGCGAGGGGGACGAUUUCUUUUGUUGAUGAACAGUCCAUUUGAAAGCCGAAAGUAUAAGAGUUAUUAACAGAAAAGGUUUUGCGGUAGAAAGAAAGUGGCUUUCAAUUUUGAAGAGAUCAUUGAAUGGAAGCUCAAGAGAGUGACAGAUGGCGACAAUUUUGCAUGCAGUACGCAAAGUCAGUCGCUUUCAAAUUUGUGGAAAGUUGGCAUCAGUAUUCGACGAGUAUUGGUAUCGCUCAAAACAACGUCUCCGUUUCAGAUAUCGUUCAGCAAUUUACCCAUACAUUAAGUGAAGAACUGACGGAAAGGCUGACAACCCCAAACGUCAUUCUUCCUGUAACUACCUUUCUUCAAGCUAAUGUUUUAUCCAACCGUACAGCUGCUGAUAGCGUCAACUACCGUGACCGUUCAAGAGGUUGGAGAUCUCUGAACGAAUAUGAGCGACCAGCAAGCAUAGCCGACAUCACCUGGUUGUCACGAUCAAGGUCUGAGAUGGCCUCAAGAGAACGCAGUAUUCUGGUAGAUUCAAUGACUCAACAUCAACCGACACCCUCUAAUUCCAGUCGGCCAUCAACCAAGCGACUUUCUUGGUUUCGGUCACAUUUUCAUGCUAAAACAACGGUUGAGUUGAUUCGUGAGGGCAGUGUAAGAUAUAUGAGUGGUUUGGAACUUGAAACGAAGCAGUGGCGAAAAUGCAGGCUAUGUCUUGUGAAAACGGCUGGAGGAUAUUUGUUGGAGUUUUAUUCACCACCCAAAAGCAGUCGAGCGAAAUCGGGCAUUUUUUGCUUGCUGAUAAUGGAAAUCAGGGAAACAACACCGCUAGAAUUUGAGGAAGGAAAUGAAUCGAUAUUUGCUAUCCGGGGAUAUAACGAUGUGGAAUAUGUGAUCGAGGCAAGAAAUCCGGAUGACUGUCAACAGUGGUUAGCUGUGAUACGAGGUUGCGUGUCGGAGAACGACGCUAAUUCUACUCAUAGAUUCGUUCGACAACCGUCUGCACCACCAGUUGGCUCCAGCUUUCUUCGUAAUCGACAAUUUUUUUCGACACGGUCAUUAAACAAUGUGCAUUCGAUGUCAUCAACGGGGAUGGAAACGCGAAUCCCCAUCAGAACAGUACGCGGUUCUACACCGGGAUUGGAAAUCUAUCCAUGGUUUCAUGCGCGUUUAUCCCGCACUGUAAGUGCGCGAUUAGUGCUUCACAAUGGAGUUGAUGGACAUGGUUUAUUUCUUGUACGUCAAAGCGAAACACGCCCUGGCGAAUUUGUAUUGACAUUCAACUGUCAAGGCAAAGCUAAGCACGUACGGAUCGUGAUGAUGCCUGAUGGGGAGUGUCGCAUUCAUCAGAUGAUUUUUGAGACAAUGAUUGAUCUCCUGGAAUAUUUCCGAGACAAUCCGAUACCUCUCGAAAGUUGGCGUCGGCGAUCAUUAGCAUCGCUUGAUUUAGAUGUUCGAGAUUUUUUGACGUAUGCUGGUUCGGUUCGAUUAGAUAUUCGGGCACUAGAAGACCUUGUACGACACGAACAACAUGAUCGUCAGCAUCGGAGCACAGCACUUAGUAAUACCUAUCGUUACCAGUAAAUAAUGGCUAUCAUAUUGUCAUGAACCCGAUGCCAGUCCGAUA